AGAGAAGAGUAUAAAACACGGAGAGAGCCCUGUGGAGCCAAUAAGCAGCUGCAGGGAUGAGCAUGGCUUUGUGCCAACAGUGGGCCGUUGGGGAAGUGAAUGGCCAAGUUGACUCGAGACAGCAGAAACAUGGUGCCAGCCACAAGGGCAGGCACGAGGGCCCUGGAUCAGGGGUGUGCCGCUACCCUUGCCGGUAUGGGCCCAUUAUGAGGCACCAGCCUUGACCGUUUUAACGGUCGAACAAUAUGAGGAACUAGCAGGCAGCGUUGAAUUAGAAACGCAGCAUUUACUGCGUGAGCAUCGCUAUGAUACCAUUGGCAAUUUCCUUAAGUUUUAUAAGGACUAUAUUGCAAGUGGAGAAACUGUUCUGGAAAGAUUUUAUCAUAAAUAUCAACCAUUGAUAACACGUGAACAUCAUACUUGUGUGGGUUUAGGAUUUGAAUUACUAUACCGUUUAAAAUGUUUAAAUAAAAGAUUUCCUGGUAUAGCAAGUGGUUUCUAUUUAGUGUCUUGUGAAGAGACGAUCGAUAAUGUUGCUAAUUAUGUUGGAGGACCACCUGCUGCAGAUAGUGGUGAAAAAGAACAUGUGUUAGUGUGCCUGAAAAUUAAAAUUGGCGGACGACAAGGAGUUAUGCUACUUGAUCCUGGAUAUCAUGUAGCUCGAGUAAUUACUAUAAUGGAGGAUAAAUUAUACCCACAUACAGGCUGGUUUAUUCAAUCUGAUGAACCAGAUUGUAAAAAAGAAUAUAAUUACUUUUUAUGCAGUAACGAUCCUGAUUAUAUUGAAUGGCAUGAAAGAAAAACACGAUCUGAUACCUUAGAAAGAACACAAGUUGCUCUUAUAUAUGUGGCAAGGCCUUAUUUAACUGCCAUUGAUGUUACGGAACGCAGAAAUUUAGUUUAUAACUUCAGAAGUCUUCUUGCAAGAGAUACUAAAGGUCAUGUUACAGCUGGUUUAUAUUUUCCUGUUGUGCUGGAUAUAAACAAUGCACAAAGUUUUACAAUUUUUUAUCAAACUAAUAGUGGCAAAAGACGAAUCAAAAUGGCAUUUAAUAAAUUCUGCAGUUCACCAAAAAUAAAUCCUGAUACUGAAGAAAAGGAAAUUAUCGCCGAAUGUGCCCGGCAGUUAGGUCUUUUACAAGAUUCUCUAGAAGAUCUAUUAUCUGCUCUUGCUACAGUUAUGAGCGAUUCAGCCUUUGUGGCUCAAUUACUGGCUAUUAAUGCAAGAAUCAACACUUUGGCAGAAGAUAAUUAACACAAGUCAAUCUGCCCUGUGCGGUGCAGACAAUAUAUAAUAUAUCAUUUCUUUUGUCAACUUUCUUCUUAUGUUCUUUUUGUUUUAUUGAUGAUUAUGUUAAUAGUUUUACUAUGUAUUACAGAUGUUAAUUUUAUUCUUGUUAUAAAAUAAGGUAUAUUUUUUUAAUGAAUUUUAAUAAAAUUAUAUUAUAUACAU
Molecule: messenger RNA, 1453 nt
Organism: Apis dorsata (giant honeybee)
Lineage: Eukaryota; Metazoa; Arthropoda; Insecta; Hymenoptera; Apidae
Exons: 4
Coding region: 632-1255 (207 amino acids)
Source: RefSeq, a predicted model, not a curated record